This is a messenger RNA of Octodon degus (degu), 6280 nucleotides long. It is a transcript of the gene Cep170b, whose product is annotated as centrosomal protein 170B. Lineage: Eukaryota; Metazoa; Chordata; Mammalia; Rodentia; Octodontidae. Gene Ontology annotation, molecular function: protein binding. The record is from RefSeq and is a predicted model, not a curated record. Bases 45 to 4859 code for a protein of 1604 amino acids. The transcript has 19 exons.
CACCGGGCGAGAACCCCGCCCGCCCGCUACGGAGUCCCGGCCGCAUGGCCCUCGGCAGGCCCGGCGCGCGAGACGCCCAGGGCCAGACGGGCCUCACCAGCGCCAACAUGAGUGUCACCUCCUGGUUCCUGGUGAGCAGCAGCGGUACCCGCCACCGGCUCCCACGAGAGCUCAUCUUUGUGGGGCGUGAUGAGUGUGAGCUCAUGCUGCAGUCCCGCAGCGUGGACAAGCAGCACGCAGUCAUCAACUACGACCAGGACCGUGACGAGCACUGGGUGAAGGAUCUGGGCAGUCUCAAUGGGACUUUUGUGAAUGAUGUGCGAAUACCAGACCAGAAGUACGUCACACUGAAGCUCAAUGAUGUCAUCCGCUUUGGUUAUGAUUCCAACAUGUAUGUGCUGGAGCGAGUGCAGCACCGUGUGCCUGAGGAAGCACUCAAGCAUGAGAAGUACACCAGUCAGCUGCAGGUGAGUGUCAAGAGCCCAACACCCAGGAGGAGUGAGGCACCACCCGAACUCAUGGCCUACUGUGAAUCCUCGCACCCCAGGCCAGAGAAAGGGGACCGGAGACCUGGAACAGAGUCAGUGGUGUACCGCACACCCCUGUAUGGGCAGCCAUCCUGGUGGGGAGAAGAUGACAGUGGCACACCACCUGAGGACCGGCGCCAGGAGCCCUACCCAGAGCGAGCCAAGGAGUCGAUGCAGCAGACCAGCGAGCUGGAUGGCCCGCCAGCUGGCUUUUGCACCCCUGUUGAGCCUCAGGGUUACUCCUUUCGGCGGGAGCCCAGCUACUUUGAGAUCCCCACGAAGGAGCCCCCACCACCACCAUCACGUCCACCAGAGGUGCUGGAACAUGAGGCACCCACCAAGGAUGAGGAGGUGGGUGGUGGUGGGGCAGUGCCUGUGGUGCAGAGCCACGCCUCUUUCACCAUUGAGUUUGAUGACUGCAGCCCUGGCAAGGUGAAGAUCAAGGACCACAUCACUAAGUUUGCCCUGCGCCAGCGGCGGCCCCCUGGCAAGGAGGCCACACCUGUGGAGAUGGUCUCUGCUGAGACCAAGGUAGCUGACUGGCUGGUGCAGAAUGACCCAAGCUUGCUGCGUCGGGCUGGCCCAGGCGAUGACCGGCACAGCACCAAGAGUGACUUGCCCAUCCAUACUCGCACCCUGAAAGGUCACAAGCAUGAAGACGGCACGCAGAGCGACUCAGAGGACCCCCUGGCCAAGGCGGCCUCGGUGGCUGGGGCCCCCAUGGAGGCCAGCGGAGAGCAGGUGCGGCUGCAGAGGCAGAUCAAGCGGGACCCCCAGGAGUUGCUGCACAACCAGCAGGCCUUUGUCAUCCAGUUCUUUGAUGACGACACGCCCCGCAAGAAACGCUCCCAGUCCUUUACGCAUACCCCACCUGGGGACCCCAAGGCUGACAAGCGCCGGGGCCCGGGACCCCCUGAUCGGGAGCGCCCAGGUGCCCCUGCACGUGUGGUGGCAGGUAGCUGUUCGGGGUCCCAGAGGGCCAGCUCACUGAAACGGGAGAAGACAGAAGAGCGGCUGGCCAGUGCCUCGUCAGCCGCACGGCCCCCAGUCCGUUCCUUUGGCAGUGUGGGGCGCCGCUCCCACCUGGCCCAGGACUUCAUGGCCCAGUGCAUGCGCGAGAGCUCCCCGACCACCAGGCCAAGCCCUGAGAAGGCGCCCCCGGUGCCACCCGCACCCCUGACGUCCUGUGGGGCCAACCCUGUGGCUGCCCCUGCUGUACCACCCCCUCUUGCUGAACCCCAGCUGCCCAAGGCACACAGACAGGACGAGGACGACAGCCUCAGUGAUGCGGGCACCUACACCAUUGAGACGGAGGCGCAGGACAGGGAGGUGGAGGAGGCCCGCAAGAUGAUCGACCAGGUCUUUGGGGUACUGGAGUCCCCUGAACUCUCCAGGGUGUCUUCAGCCACCUUCCGCCCUGUGAUCAGAGGGGAGAGUGAUGGAGGUGUGGCCCAGAGAAUGGCCUUGCUGCAAGAGUUUGCCUCCCGGCCACUGGGUGUGGCCCCCUCAGUGGAGCACCAGGGCCUCAUGGUUCCAGGCUGCCCGGGAGGUCAGAAGUGGGUGUCCCGCUGGGCCAGCCUGGCUGACAGCUACUCAGACUCUAGCCCUGCAGAGGAUGGCUUGAGACACAGGGCGGGAGAGCCCGAGGGAGCCUUGCCUGUGCGCGCCAGACGCCUGCUUCCCCAGCUGCCCAGUGACAGAGCGGACAGCCCUGCUGGCCCAGAGGCCACUAGAAGGAAUGGUCCUGGGCCGCCAGAGCUGGGUGUCGAGCAGCCCAGCCACGUGGUUGGCCAGGAGGACCUGGACCCUGACAGCCUCAGUGAUGCCAGUGGAUCAGAUGGGGGCCGGGGCCCUGAGCUGGGCACAGAGCAGCAGGAAGACAGGCACAGGAGCCCCCAGGAGGGCCCGGCCUGGGCCAAGGGGCAGCGCCCACCAAGGGCUGCUGGAGAGCCUGCCCCCAUCUCUUUCUACAUUGGUGACCAGAAUGAGGCCACUGGCUCCCAAAAACCCAUGGCAGCUUCUGGGGAGGCAGAGGGUCCCGGGCGCGUGGGCCAGGCCAGACCCUCAGUGAGGGAUGGCCUCUACAUGAGCAGCAGUGGGCGGAUGGUCAUCCAGCUGCACCCUGGGCGGUCCCCCGAGCCCAACAGCUCCGGUGGCCCCACCCCACCCCGCGAGGCUCCCACCUUUGUGCGACAGGAGAGCUUUACUAAGGAGCCUGCAAACGGUUCCCCAGCACCUGGCAAGCUCCCACACAUCUCCAGUCACCCACUCCUACAGGACCUGGCCACGGUCCGGGCCACACGCAUGGAUCUCCAUGCGCAGGAUACUCAUCUGAUCCUGAAGGAGACUGAGACAGCCCUGGCAGCCUUGGAAGCCCAGCUGCUCUCCAAGACUGUGGACAAAGAGGAUGAGGGGGGCAGUACCCCCAGGCCCCCAGAUGACUCUCUCUCUGGGGACUCCGAUGUGGACACUGCCAGCACUGUCAGCCUGCUCAGUGGUAAGAACGGGCCCAGCCCGACAACCCCUCAGCCUCUAGGGUCACAGAAGGAGAGGCAGUCGUCUCCACCAGUGGCCCAGGACCCAGGAGGGGUUGCCUUGGGCAGCGCACGUGAACGACUUUCAGAGAAACAACAUCGCUUGACCAGUCCUGCUGACCUGGGCCGCGGAGAGCUGGCACGGCACCUGGUAGCCCGGCGUGCCCAUGGUCCCCGGGGGCCCCAGGACUGGCCUGAGGACCGAGGCUCCAAUCUGACCCACCUACCCAGCUCAGACACAGUCACCCCCAACCAUGAGACCCCAGAGGCCGCUGGUGCAGGUCGGCCAGGAGCUCGCCGGAAACCAGUGGCCGCCCCACCUGCCCUGGCCCCCCGGGAGGAGCAGAGCCGUGGCUGCACCAGUGUCCAGAAGGUGCAGCAGGCGCUGACGCGCUCCAACAGCCUGUCCACCCCACGACCCACGCGGGCCUCCCGGCUCAGGCGGGCCCGGCUGGGGGAUACCUCUGACACUGAGGUCACGGAUAGUGACCGGGGAGCCCCAGCCAACCCUGAGCCAAUGAGCCGGCCAGCUGCUGAGCAGGCCAAGAAGCUAUCCCGCUUGGACAUCCUGGCCAUGCCCCGGAAGCGGGCUGGCUCAUUCACAGGUCCCAGUGACUCCGAGGCAGCCCCUACCCGCACAGGCUUCUCAGGCCGCAGUGUUGAGCUGUACUGUGCCAACCGCAAGCCCACCAUGGCUGAUGCCCGUGCUGCUGCCAGGAAAGCUGCAGCCACUGCCAGCACAGGCUCCCGCCAGCCCUUCAGCAGGGCGCGCCCAGGCAGUGCCAGAUAUGCCUCCAGCACACGUCGUCGGCAGCAGGGCUCGGAUUACACAUCCACUUCCGAGGAGGAAUAUGGCUCCCAUCACAGCUCCCCCAAACAUGUACGCUCCCAUACUUCAACAGCCACGCAGACCCCGCGGGCUGGCAGUGCAGGCCGGGCUCGUUCCCGAGCUCCAGGCCCUCGGGACACGGACGAUGAGGAGGAGGAAACCGACCCCUACGGGUUCAUCGUGCAGACAGCUGAGAUUGCGGAGAUUGCCCGACUGAGCCAGACUCUGGUGAAGGAUGUCGCCACCCUGGCCCAGGAGAUCCACGAUGUGGCUACAGAUGGUGAUUCGCUGGGUUCCUCUGGGCCCAAGCACAGCCCCUCCCUCGGGAGCAUGCCCAGUACCCCCGCCUCGACCAUCUCUGCCCGAGAGGAGUUGGUGCAGCGGAUCCCAGAGGCCAGCCUCAACUUCCAGAAGGUGCCUCCUGGUACUCUGACCUCUCAGGACCUAGACCAGAACAUGAACAGCCACGAGGAUGCCUUGGGCAACAAGACGAGGCCUCGGAACCGCGAGGAGGUGAUCUUUGACAACCUGAUGCUGAACCCAGUGUCCCAGCUGUCCCUUGCCAUUCGGGAGAACACUGAACACCUCACUGAGAAGAUGAAGCUCCUCUUCCAAAACACGGGCCGCACGUGGGAGGACCUGGAAGCCAGGAUCAACGCUGAGAAUGAGGUGCCUAUCCUGAAGACAUCCAACAAGGAGAUCAGCUGCAUCCUAAAGGAGCUGCGGCGUGUUCAGAAGCAGCUGGAAGUCAUCAACGCCAUCGUGGAUCCCAGCGUGAAUCUGGACCUGCUCACAGGAAACAGGGCUCCCACGGGCCCCUCCACUCAGGGGCUGGGGAAAGGCCCGGUCCUUCCUGCCCCACCUGAGAGCCUGCUGCCUCUGAGGGGCUUCCCGCCAAGGGCCACGUGUGGGCCCCCGAGCCUCCCAGAGCCCGCCUUCCUCUCUGACGCUGAGCACUUCCUGAUCUAGGCCCCAGCAAGGCCAGGCCUCCUGCGCCUGCCUGUCCACCGCCCAACCUGCCGCCUGGCCACAGCGUCUCUGAAUCCCCUCCAUGUGCCACAGCCCCACAGGCAGGCACCUCUUGCCCUGCCAGCACCCCAGCCACCUUGCGCCCCGCCCCUCCAGGCUUCCUAGCCCAGCCCCUGGUGUGGCCAGUGUUGGGGCAUUCCCCCCACCCUGUCAUGUCAUCGUUAGCUUUCAAGGAGAGAGUAGUCUGUGCCAUGGCAGUGCCCAGCCCUGCCUGUGGCACCGGGAGGCCUGGGAGGGCUGCCCUGUUGAUCUGCCCCUCCUUUUAUGUUGGCCCGAGGCCAGGCAUGGGAAGAUGGUAGGCCAGGGCUAUUCUGUGCCAAAUGUGAGCUGGGGUCCAGUGCCCAGAAUCCAGCUGCCAGUCAGGCAUGUGGCCGCAGAGACGUUGGGGCAGGAACCCACAACUCCCAGAUUUUGGUGCCAACACAACUGCCAAACCCCCGAGCUUGAGGGCUGCCAGUGGGACCCUACGAGUGGGCACAGGUGGGAGGACACAGGCAGCCAUGCAGGCAGCCAAGGGCCCCUCUGCACUGCACCAGAGGUGUGGGGUGGCAGCCCCUCGGGGAGGGAUGGCUUGACCAAAGUGAAUGGAAGCACGUUUCUGGAAGCUUGUGCAGGCAUGUAAACAGUGUGUCUGGUGCCAGCCGUGUUCUCCCAGAUGCUGUGGGCAUUAAGUGGCAUGGAUCCCUUGCAGAGGAUGGCAGUGGUUCAGGGACAAGCCCCAAAGCGGUGACACUUUCUCAGGAUUCUUCUAGCUGGGAACAAGCCCCUCUGCAGCACCCUUCUGCAGCCCCCAGCCAAAGAGCCAAGGCUGGGCUGAGCGGGGUGACUGCCUCCACUAACAGCAGCGGGCGCUAGUAUGGGUCAAGGGCUGGCAGAGGCCACGGGCUGAUCCAGAGGCUGCAGCGGCGAGGCCUCCCUGUUUACAGUCUGCUGUCGUGGAGCUGGGCAUGGGUCUCGGUACCUGUGCCCGGCCCACUCGAUGUUUACGUUUGUGUGCAGGGCGGGUGGCAGAUGCCAUCAGGCCCCACCCCGAGAGCCUGCCGUCCCUUCGGAGGAGGUGCUAGCUGGGCUGCCGCCCACCUGCAUGCCUGCACAGUGGCCCACAGCCUGGCCCCGGAAACACAGUGGCCGCUCACCUUCGUCUGUGCUCCGCCCCUGGUCACCGCUGUACAAUUUUUUUUAUGCACAUGUUGGUGUUUCUCCCCACAUCAGUCCUGGUACUAUCCCUGUCCCUGCCUGGCUUCUUGGCGGUGUCUCUACAUUGUCUCAGGUGGUCUUGUGGAUGUCUCAGAAAAUGGUUAUUUUAUAUGAUUUGUCAUGAAAUUUGUUCUAAUAAAUCAUUCUUGUAUCACGUGGCAGCA